UUAGUUGAUUUACGACACCAGUUGAAGGGGUGUAAUUUAAGGCAUAUAUAUUUCUAUAAUAUUUAUACUAAGGUAAUCAAGAUGGCUACGUAUUCUAAGUCAACUAUGGCUUGUGGUUCUGAUUCAUUUAUAGACUUUUAUUGUUCCUCUUGUUUAGAGCACACAAUUGACCAGCGGGCCGACGUUUACUGCGAAAACUGUCAGAAACUGUCAGAAACGUUACUGUUCAAACUGUAUUAAUCGGCAUGGUGCGUUGUUUGGAAAACAUGUGAUAUACGGAAGGGGAGACACACGUAAGUGGCCAUUGUCUAAGGAAGUGGAGGAUUUCCUUCAGAAAUGUGACCUUCAUGAAGACAAACGUCUGGAAUUGUUUUGUUCUGACCACAAUCAGCUUUGCUGCACGACUUGUGCUUUCUUCAAUCACAGACAAGUGCUAAAAUUACAUUAAUAUCCGAGUCAGUCAAAGGACCUCCCCAAGACGUGCAGCUACUAGCAAGAAAGAUCCAAACUAUUCUUGAAGACCUCGAAAAACUUAAGAAUUAUUGGGAUACAAAUAUGCAGUCUUUGCAGGAUUCAUACUACAAUCAAUUACAUGAAAUACAUGACACACGCAAUAAAAUGAAUACAAUUCUAUACAAGAUUAAAAAAAACACCAUGAAAGAGCUAGAUGAUAAGUUGACCAGUCUGAAAACAUCUGUCAUGACUGAUGCGGACAAUUGUAGCAAGCUUAAAAAUGAACUAAAACGACUCAGUAGCUCAACACAUAACAUAGUUGAUAAGGGUAAAGCAGAACUCACAUUUAUUGCAAGUAAUAAAUGUCUGGUAAAUAUAAAGCUGUCUGAUACUUAUCUGAAGAAGAAUUCAGUUCAAGUAGAAAGUUCACUGACAUUCCUGGCUGACAGUGAUGUUCAACAGAACUUGUCAAAAUUGUCAGGUCUCGGGAGGAUUGUACUUAGUAUCAAUAAAUUAUCAAUGCUAGAAGACCCAGACACGGUAUUCACUGUACAAGGGAUUUCAGAGUACUAUGAUGUGAGCAUACAAAGUGAUUCAAAGAGCUGCUAUAUCAAUGCAAUUUGUGUUCUAUCUGAUAAUAAGAUCCUUAUCGCCGAUGUUUCUAAUAAACGACUUAAGCUACUCAAUCAUCAAUACCAGGUGGUGGAUCAUUGUGAUUUAAGUGCUGCUCCACGGGAUAUCUGUCAAAUCACACCAAGAGAAGUAGCUGUAAUUGUGGAUCAGGAUGACACACAUGAGGUCCAGUAUGGGUCCGUGCACGUGAACGGUGGGCGGCUGAUUAAGACCAGAAACUUACGGCUUGAACAUGGAUGUAAUGGUAUUGCUUAUAAUCUGCAAGACCUGUAUCUUACUUUUGGCACUGUACUUUGCAAGAAUUCAAUGAGUGAUGGCCUGCUGAAAACCGUGUAUGAAGGUACAGGCUGGUACACAGUAUUUAAGUGUGCAGUGAGUCCUUCAGGUGACAAGAUAUUUGUCACUAACCUUCCCGAUCACGAGGGCCACACCCUGGCCACAGAUGGCACAGUUCUCCACAGCUUUACAGACCCAACCCUGAAAGAACCCUGUGGUAUACAUGUGACAGCGCUGGGACAGGUGCUGGUAUGUGGAUAUGGAUCAGACACUAUCCUACAGCUCGAUAGUGAAGGGAAGAAGAAGCUGGCAACUCUUGCUAUAACGAGUGAUGGAGUUAAUAACCCAAUGUCAGUCUGCUACAAUAAGAGCACAGCAUCCCUCAUUGUGGGACAAUCGUCGGGCAACAACAUCCUUGUGUUGAGAGUAAAAUAGGUGUGUUUGUGUUUUUUUUUCGCAAGUUACAAUACAAACAUUUUGGAACGUGCACUUUACAUGAAUUAUCGGCAACACCAAACUUGUAUUCAGUGUUAUGUUUCAUCAUGUAAUUCACCUGGAUGAUGUAUUAUCUUGCCUACUAAUGUCAAUCAUGAAUAUGUUUGAAAAGGUACAUUUAUAAUGAACUUUGAGAGCAUGGAUCUAGCAUUUAGUGUUAUAUGUCAAUGCAGAAUUCUUGAAGGAUUAUAUAGUGUGUUGCCAUACAAUUUAAUACAUACUACCAUAUAUUGCGGAUAAUUAUUUUUCCUUUUUAAUUGUAUAUAAUCAAUGUUUUGUCAUGCCCUAGAUCGUUCAUGUAAACAUGUGUACAUGUACAUUGUUCAUUUUUAUCGUUUAUGUUUUGAAAUGAAAUGCCUAUGAGACUGUUGUUUCAUGAUUUCAUAUGAUGUA
Messenger RNA from Dreissena polymorpha, 2250 nucleotides. RefSeq lists its product as uncharacterized. Gene Ontology annotation, biological process: proteasome-mediated ubiquitin-dependent protein catabolic process; negative regulation of translation; protein polyubiquitination. Bases 556 to 1797 code for a protein of 413 amino acids. The record is from RefSeq and is a predicted model, not a curated record. The transcript is spliced from 3 exons. Gene Ontology annotation, molecular function: translation repressor activity; ubiquitin protein ligase activity. NCBI's taxonomy places the organism in Eukaryota, Metazoa, Mollusca, Bivalvia, Myida, Dreissenidae.